GGCGUGCCUAGUCGCGCGCCGGCCGCUGCGAAGCACGCGCGUCACCUCAGUGCUUGUAAACUCUGGAUGGACUGGUUUGAAAUGAUCGAAAGUUCGAUACGCUCCCGAACAGUGCUCGCUAGUGAUAUUUUGAAUUGGUGCUUUGAGUGAGUGACGGCGCGGGUCGCGAGCGCUAGACUCUACGAUGCCCCGAAUUGCACUAAAUGGGUAAUUGGUCAAUUUCAACAACCAUGAACUGUAAUAAAACAAUAACGAACUUUUCCACCGUGACGUGACACGAACAUCGACAAAAUGAAAAACAGUGAAGAGUGUUUAGACUGACCGGAGAAUUGUAAGAAAGAAACAGUUGUGAUAUUUAAUGAUCUUAUCUAAAUUAAGUUAUUUGUGAAUAGAAAAGACGUUUGUAUAUAUUAAAUAAGUGAUAAAGACUCAGUGAGGGCAGAAAUCUGUUGAAGCAAGUUGAGUACGCUGCGGGUCAGGGCAGACUCGCGUGGAGGCGACCAGCGGCCAUUGCAGGCAUGGGAAUCAAAGUCAUGAUGAAAGCUUUCAGUAAGCCAAAAGACAUCCCAUCGCAGGUGCCCCCGCUGACGCCCGGCACCAACAAGAAGAUGGCCGAGGCGCUGAAGGCUACCUUCGCCUCCUGGGAGAAGGAGCAGCUGCGCCUCGGCGUGCCCAAAGAUCCGAGACAAUGGAGCGAAGCAGCGGUAGCAGCGUGGCUGCGCUGGGCGGCGCGUGAGUUCUCGCUAGAAGGCGUGGCGUUGCAGCAGUUUGCGCGCGCGCAGGGCAAGGACAUCUGCGCCAUGGGCCGCGAGGAGUUCGUGGCCCGCGCGCCCGCCUUCAUGGGCGACAUACUGUGGGAGCACCUGGAGAUCCUGCAGAAAGAUGUGGAGAAGGAGCGCUCCCUGCUGGCGAACGUGCCGCCGAACAUGUACGAGAGCAACGUCUGCCUGCCCGAGCUGCCGGACUACAUCCCGCCGCCGGCGCACCACUACAACAACAACAACAACAAUACCGGUGGUUACACGACAGGCGGCCCCCGCGACUCCACCUACGGGUACACGGAAGCGGCGGCAGCGCCGGCGCCCGCGCCCCCGGCCGCCUCCCCCCUGGACGAGUACUACCAGCCCGAGUACCCGGCGCCGCCCGCGCCGCAGCCCUACUUAGACGAGUACUACCACCACGCGCACCACUCGCAGCCGCUCAUAGCGCACGAACACAAAUACCAGCCACAUGCGUACACCAAGCCUUAUCCUAGAGGUGCGGGCGGGAGGUACGGCGGCGAAGGUUACGGCGAGAGCUACCCGGCGGAGUACGGAGGCACAUGCUCGGAGUGGAGCGAGUGGCCCGGCGAGCAGCACGCGCUCAUACCGCAGGACAAGCUCGCCUACCCCGCCUCUGGACCUUGCUUCACUGGUUCAGGCCCCAUCCAGCUGUGGCAGUUCCUCCUCGAGUUGCUGACAGACAAGGGCUGCCAGGGCUUCAUCUCGUGGACCGGCGACGGCUGGGAGUUCAAGCUCACCGACCCUGAUGAGGUGGCGCGACGCUGGGGCAUCCGGAAGAACAAGCCCAAGAUGAACUACGAGAAGCUGUCGCGCGGCCUGCGCUACUACUACGACAAGAACAUCAUCCACAAGACCGCCGGCAAGCGCUACGUCUACCGCUUCGUCUGCGACCUGCAGAGCUUGCUCGGAAUCUCGCCAGAGCAACUGCACGCGAUGUACGAACCGAAGAUGGAAAAGAAGGACGACGACUGAACGCACACGUCACCACUCACCCGCAGAAACGCACCGAUCUGGCACGCUGCCAUAUUUCAUAAAAAAAAAACAUUCGGAACUCUAUAAUUGUCUAUGAAAUUUUCAAAUGUCUCCUAUGCUCUGGCAAACCCACUUUGUCAGUAGAAAAAGGCGCGAAAUU
Cydia amplana is the source of this 1914-nucleotide messenger RNA. It is a transcript of the gene pnt, whose product is annotated as ETS-like protein pointed. The transcript has 10 exons. The record is from RefSeq and is a predicted model, not a curated record. Gene Ontology annotation, molecular function: DNA-binding transcription factor activity, RNA polymerase II-specific; sequence-specific DNA binding. The coding region runs from base 519 to 1754 and encodes 411 amino acids. Gene Ontology annotation, biological process: cell differentiation; regulation of transcription by RNA polymerase II. Gene Ontology annotation, cellular component: nucleus. NCBI's taxonomy places the organism in Eukaryota, Metazoa, Arthropoda, Insecta, Lepidoptera, Tortricidae.